AUGUUUUUCACAAAUUUUAUAUCGAAUUUUAUUACUGGCUCAAUAAUUUCUGACUGUUCUACCAACUCUUCCGUAACGACUCGUCUGCUUAGUUUUGCCGACUUGAAGGCAAUGAGAAGGGAAGACGAUUCAUUCUGCGGGGAAAACAACGAAAAGCGUUAUUUAAUCCUGAUCUACACCGCCGAAUUCGACAGGCAAGUGUUGACAACUAUUUUUAGAAUCCAAUAUCCCUUGCCACUCGAUUUUGUUGGCAGACCGAAUGUCGUCGAACAGCAAAAUUUGAUUCGCGAACUGAAAGCAGAAAUCCGCACAUUCCGAAACCUGCGAAAACCUCCGAAGGAAAGGGACGGGUUACGGGAAGAAGUGAAGGUCUACAAACGGCAGAGGACCGGGAAAUCAGAAUCUAUCGAAGAAAGAAUGAAAGAUCAAGUGGCAUAUUUACAGAAGGAAUUAAGCAAUUUAAAGAGUCGUGAGCAACGGGAGAGUUUGGAACGACUCCAAACGAGUGAAAAAUCCUUAAAGGCCAAAGUGAACAAACUCGUCGGUGAAUUGGCUUUUUACCGAAAAAAGACCGUCAUUCCUACACGCCCUCAAAUAGAGCUUCCUGUGCUCCCAAAAAUCCGCCGAGAGCUUUGUCAGACUCCGAAAAAGGGUAGAGUUUGGAUAUAUUCAAGUCACUUCCGGGUGAAUGGGCGAUCGUGUCGUUGCACAAGUCCAAAGUUUGUCCGCUCACCCGCCAGAAGAUUCGACCCGACGGCCUACGUGGAUGAAAAGAGGAAAAAACAAGAACUUUCCCGAAAAAUGACGUUUAGCCAAAAUUGA
Messenger RNA from Octopus sinensis (East Asian common octopus), 822 nucleotides. Its product is annotated as coiled-coil domain-containing protein 61-like. The record is from RefSeq and is a predicted model, not a curated record. Lineage: Eukaryota; Metazoa; Mollusca; Cephalopoda; Octopoda; Octopodidae. The transcript is spliced from 5 exons. The coding region runs from base 1 to 822 and encodes 273 amino acids.